Molecule: messenger RNA, 246 nt
Organism: Sporothrix schenckii 1099-18
Lineage: Eukaryota; Fungi; Ascomycota; Sordariomycetes; Ophiostomatales; Ophiostomataceae
Exons: 1
Coding region: 1-246 (81 amino acids)
Source: RefSeq, a predicted model, not a curated record
AUGGCCCGGCCUUUCCUGGCGGUAAAACGCACACGUCCCAAUCAGAGCGUUCAUGCUGUCCGUCUCAACACAGAGCCCGAGGUCAAUGCCACGACCCAGCGCGCCUUGUCUCGUUGCCCAGGAAAAAGGAGGGCGGAUGCAAGCAGGACAUGUGCAGGUUACGAAGGUUUCGUUUUGUUUAAGGAAGAGGAGCUACCAAAUGUGCUGAAAGUGCCCAGAGCCGUGUGGCGCUGGUCAGCCAACUAG